Molecule: messenger RNA, 4369 nt
Organism: Cornus florida
Lineage: Eukaryota; Viridiplantae; Streptophyta; Magnoliopsida; Cornales; Cornaceae
Exons: 21
Coding region: 365-3613 (1082 amino acids)
Biological process (GO): protein phosphorylation; protein dephosphorylation
Cellular component (GO): cytosol; nucleus
Molecular function (GO): protein serine/threonine phosphatase activity; ATP binding; protein kinase activity
Source: RefSeq, a predicted model, not a curated record
UUCCCUUUCCCUCCACUCACCUUACCCAAACACAAUUUUUUUAUAACCCUCCAUCACCUUCCCUUCCCUUUCCCUUCAAACCCACUCUACCAAACUGAGCCUUAAUUUUUCGUGUCCUUACCACGCUAACCGACUUUGAUCACCGACUUAUUAUUGACGCUGUAUGGAAACGAAACCUUACAACGGUUACACGACGGUGGAGCGACAGUCGCUCGACAGACAUGAAAGUUGUUGGGUCUGGUUCGAUGUCUCGGCGUAAAGCCACUGAGGAAACGCCCCCAAUUCCAGAGAACCGCGCGAUUGUUUUCUUCUUUCUUUCUUUCGUUUCAUCGAAAUUUCAAUUUAUGUUGUAAAUGAUACACAAAUGAAUCUAUACAAAUUCUCUGCGUUCGUAGUAGGUGUUUUAGUUUGUAUAACACGUACAGACGGAGAAACGUCUACGUGCUUGACGGUGUACAAAGAAGGUGGUGCUCCGGCCGUCUUUCAGUCUCCAAAAUGCCCUCGCUGGAAACUCUCAAAUUACGCUUCCCGACCACGCACCGAGCGGUGUCAGACGGCGAUGCAUCAGGGAAGGCGAAAGUAUCAGGAGGAUCGUACUUUUUGCGCUCUUGAUGUUCGGAUUCCCUUCCCUGGUCUCUCGGGGAUUACAGAGGUUACUGUUGGUAUUGUGGCAGUUUUUGAUGGUCACAAUGGCGCUGAAGCUAGUGAGAUGGCUUCAAAGCUACUGCUAGAGUAUUUUAUGUUGCAUGCAUAUUUUCUUCUUGAUACAACAUUUUCAAUUUUGUUGAAGAAUUCUGUGGGAAGGUUGCCAAAUAAGAGAGAACAGGAUCUUUUGUAUCAAGCACUUAAUUGGGAUGAAGAACUGGAUCGGCAUCCGUUGCAUCACGGAAGGUUUAAGCUUACAGGGACUGGAACAUUUGAUGAGUCUUUUCGGUUAGAAAUUUUGAAGAAAUCAUUGCUGAGGGCAAUUCAUGAUAUUGACACAACAUUUACUAUGGAAGCGUCUAGAAAAUAUCUUGAUUCAGGUUCUACAGCCAUGGUUAUUUUAAUAGCAGAAGGUCAAAUUUUAGUUGCCAAUGUUGGAGACUCAAAGGCACUUGUGUGCUCUGAAAAUUUUCAAUCUCCUUCUGAGGCUAAAGCCACUUUGCUAAGGCUAUACAGGCAGCAAAGACAUAAUCGUGCUACACCCAUAAAAGGAUACAACAGCUUUAGACUUGCAGCUUCCAAUGGGUUGGCACAUUUUUCUGCUAAGGACCUGACAAGAGAUCAUCAUCCAGAUAGACAUGAUGAAAGGUCCCGAGUGGAAUCUGCUGGCGGUUAUGUACUUGAGUGGGGUGGUGUAUCUCGAGUUAAUGGACAGUUGGCUGUUUCUCGAGCUAUUGGUGAUGUUUCCUUCAAAAGUUAUGGUGUUAUACCUGUACCUGAGGUGACAGACUGGCAACCUCUUACUGUCAAUGACAGCUAUGUUGUGGCCGCAUCUGAUGGAAUUUUUGAAAAGAUGAGCUCACAAGAUGUUUGUGAUCUACUGUGGGAAUUACACUCUCGUGGCAAUGGGAGAUCUGAACUUGUUUCAUCAUGCUCGUACUCACUAGCUGAUUGCAUAGUUAAAACUGCAUAUGAAAAAGGCAGUAUGGAUAAUAUGGCAGCUAUUGUGGUUUCUUUUACAUCAACCGGUUCUUCUCAAAUCUCGCUACAGGAAAGGUUUGGUGGAAGGGGAGAAGUUAGUUUAUCAGCUUUAGGACUUCAGGAGUUUAAUUAUGAGCAGCCAGAAUUGGAGCAUGCUCAUCCAGUUAUGGUAAAACUUGACAGGUUAUUGGUUGAAGGAAAAAAGAGCAGCUUUGGUUGUUUUUAUCUAUCUGAAAAUCUUAAUGAAAAUGUCAAUUACACAUUCUCGGUUCAGAAGCUUGACCAGCAAGAUAUGUAUGAUAUACCACAGGCUUUACCUGAGGCCCUUGAUCAAUGCUGUGGUGGACAUUUAAAUUUUUAUAAUGACCAGAACAUGUGCUUGCACCUUGGGAUGACUAAUAAUGAGGGUAAAGAUCAAUGCAUAAAUCCUGAAGGCUUUGCUAGCUUCUUGGGUUUUCUUGAAUCAAUACCUAUCCAUAAUAUUGGUUCAGAUUAUGGAUCAUUUGAGCAUGCAACCCCUGACCCAAGGUACAUUCUAAAGAAGAGGUUUGAUCGUGGAUCAUAUGGUGAAGUUUGGCUGGCAUUUCAUUGGAACUGCUCUGAAGGCAGCAAUGCUUCGACUUGGGGUAAAAACAAAAAAAAAUCAUUUAAUAAUUUCAACACUUGUGGUAGAGCUUCACAAACAAACUCGUCUGCUCAUGAUUGCAAUGCUAGUCCUCCUGAUGACAACUUGUUCAUCUUGAAGCGUAUAAUGGUGGAGAAAGGGACCACUGUUUACUUGAGCGGGCUAAGGGAGAAGCAUUUUGGGGAGGUUUUCUUGAAUGCCUCUUCAUUUUUAGUGGGUUCACUGUCAGCUGCAAUAUCCGACUCUUUCUUGAAGGAAUCACAACCAGAUUUCUAUGACCUGUCGUCAAAAACAAAUGAUACAGUUGUUCAUGAGAUUGGAAACACCUGGAAUUUUGAAAAUAAUUUCCCUAACAAAAAUGGACUUCAGAGAGCUAUGUACGAAGGAGGUCUGAAUCAUAUUGCAAGAUAUGUAGAGUCUUUUGAGUCUCGAUCCAAUGAAAUAUGGCUUGUAUUUCGCCAUGAAGGCAUGUCAUUGUCAAAGCUUCUGUAUACAUCAGAAGAAAUGGAAAAUGAUGCCGAUGAAGUAAAUGAUGAACACGUGAAGCGUGUCCAGAUAUUGCGUCCAUCAAAGUGGUGGCAUUGGUUGAAGACAACUGAAGCAGGACAGGAGGAAAUGCGCAAUAUUAUAUGGCAAUUGUUGAUGGCGCUGAAGUCAUGUCAUGACCGCAAUAUCGUCCACAGGGAUAUUAAACCUGAGAACAUGGUCAUUUGUUUUGAAGAUCAGGACUCUGGGAGAUGCUUGAAAGGAAGCCCAACUGGAGACAAGAAAUAUAGCACCAAAAUGCGCAUUAUUGACUUUGGCAGCGCAAUGGAUGACUUCACGAUGAAGCAUUUAUAUGGGUCAGUUGGACCUUCUAGAGCUGAACAAACUGAUGAGUAUACUCCUCCAGAAGCUUUCCUAAAUGCUAGUUGGUAUCAGGGCCCAGCAAGCACAGUUUUGAAGUAUGAUAUGUGGAGCGUUGGUGUUGUGAUCUUAGAGUUGAUUUUAGGAUCCCCAGAUGUGUUUCAGAUAAACGCUUUGACACGUGCUCUCCUAGAUCAGCAUCUUCAGGGUUGGAAUGAAGGCUUCAAGGAGCUUGCAUAUAAACUUAGAUCAUUCAUGGAAAUGUGCAUAUUAAUCCCUGGGAGUUCCUCAAAACAUCAUCCAAAGUACCAGGGUGAAGCUUCACCAGCUUCCUGGAAAUGCUCUGAAGAGUUCUUUUCCCAUCAAAUAAAGAGUAGAGAUCCUCUGAAUAUAGGGUUUCCAAAUGUUAGGGCAUUGCGAUUAGUGCGCCAAUUAUUACUUUGGGAUCCAGAGGAUCGAAUGAGUGUUGAUGACGCUCUACAACAUUCUUAUUUCCAAUCUCCUCUCCAAAGAUGACCACCUGUCACACAAGUUUUUUGUGCUUAAAAGUAUAUAUCUUCAGUUGCAGGUUGUUUACAUCAAUUCUCUUUAAUUUGAGUUUAUUGUCUCUGCAUCAAAGAGAGAUUCACACGACAGAAGCAAGAUGCUUUAUGGAAAAUCUCUUCUGAAAUAUGAAUAUCGAGUACAUGAGGUACUACAGGGUAUAUGCCUGGAUAGUUCUCAAUUGGUAGGUGCCUUUGAACAUACUAAAUGACAGACUAUCGGUGGACUUCAAAGUCAGCUCUGUUGCUUAGCGAACCUGUUGCAGAGUUUAUUGUCGCUGCAUUGAAGAGAAAUUCCCUCAACAGAAUCAGGAUGCUUUACAGAAAAUCUUUAUGAAAUAUGAACACUGAGAACAUGGGGAACUACCGGGAAUGCCUAAAAUUUUCAGUUGGUAGGUGCCCUUGGAGCAUACCGUUUAGUCAAGCUGUUGCACUGGUAUCCUUUUAGUCGACGUCUGUGUUAUUGGGCGGAAUUUGUUGAAGCGAUCCUAUAAAUUUAAUGCCAUUUUUAUUCUCGUGUGCUUCUUUUUAACAUUUUAUUAAUAUAUUUGUAUUUAAAAUUGUUUUUAUGUUAUAGUUCUGAAGUGUAAAAUGAUUGUGAACGACUACCGGAACUGUGAUAACAAGUGAUAAUAUAUAUUUUAAAUUAUUAUUAUAGUUCUGAAGUAUAGAAUGAUUGUGAACCACUGCCGGAACUAUGAUAUCAAAUAAAGCUCUUUUUUCCCUGCCA